ACUGAACCAGUGACAAGCUGGGGGAAAUGACAUUGCCGGGCAGUUGGAAGUCAGACAGCCCUUUGCCUUACUCUCAAACUCUAACCACAUGGCUGGACACUCCUGAAAUGCGUUCCUAAACGUCUGCUGCUGAGAAUAAUUGGACCUACCGUCCAUUCCCGGUGUAACUACCUGUAUACCUAACAAACCCAAUUCAAGCCAACAGGCAAAGUAUAGGCUCAGACGGAAUCCAUCCUGUGUGUGAGGUGGUGCGCAAGGGUGGAAAACCUCACCGUGACUCAUCCAGCUGAUUUCUGGGCUGAACCCACUGACUUCACAGGGCUGUUAGGAGAAUACUGUUCACAAAGGUUUCCAGCACAUAGAAGGUUCCUCCAUGGAUGCUGGCUGGCCUGUCAUGAUUUAAAGUGGAAGAAGCACCAUCAAGAUCCUCAAGGAGCACGGUAGCUGAUGCCCCUCACUUGGCACCCGUGUUGGCCCUGGCAUCGUGGACAACAGAACAACUCAGAUGUACACAGAAGAGGAAAAGACAGCCAACCCCUUCCUGCCAUCCAUGCCUGGACCUAAAAAAACAAAAGAAGGGGUUGAGGCUGUGGAGACCCAGCCAGCACCUGGGCCUCUUCCUCCACCAGAGGUGAGGGACAUUGGAGAGAGGUGGGAGCCGGACCGCGCACAGCAGCAGCCUCAGGACCCCGUAGUGGCUGCAGGGACACAGAGCCUCGGAAACCUCCGGCAGGGCUUCAUUAAGUGCUUGCUGGAGGUGGAGGAAGUAGAGGCCUCCCAUCAGAGAGCCCUGAAGGCUCGGUCCCUGACAGCCCAGAAGACCCCCAGGACCAUGACCCGUGUGCCCACCUCAGCCCCAAGCCUGCCUCAGACCCCUGCCUCAGCCCCUGCCAGUGGCUCAUCAUGGGCCCGGCUGCCAGCUCCUGGGCCAGUGCCUGCCCCUGUGGGAGCCCCGGCCUCCACCUCCGUGCCUUGCCCUGUCCUGCUGGGCCCCUCCCUGGACCCGAGCUGGAGGACGGAACUCUUGCAUCAGAGCAGCGAGAGGACCCUGAGCUACGCCAAGGCACGGCAGGAGCCGGGAGAGCACAGCCUCCAAAAGCUGUGUCAAAACUGGGAGGAGAGGCCUGAGGAGCACCUGACCCUGAGGCAAGAGGAAGCCUUCCGCAGCUACUUUGAGAUCUUCAAUGGCCCUGGUGAAGUGGACGCACAGAGCCUGAAGAAUAUCCUGCUCCUAGUGGGCUUCUCUGUGACGCCGGCCCAGGUGGAGGACGCCCUGAUGAGUGCUGACGUCAAUGGAGAUGGUCAUGUGGACUUCAAAGACUUCUUGGCUGUGAUGACAGACACCAGGCGCUUCUUCUGCUCUGUGGAACAGAACACCCUGACGAACAUGGCUCCCCACAACCCCCACACGCUGCUCUUUGAGAUCCUGUCCCAGCUGGUAGAGAUGCUGGCCUUACCAGAGGCAGCCUUGGAGGAGAUCACAAACUACUACCAGAAAAAGCUGAAGGCAGGCACCUGCAAGGCCCAAGAAAUGGAAGCGGCCAUACGCCGGCUGCGGUUGCGGAAGAAGAUUCCCUACAACCCCCAGCAGGAAGAGAGCUCAGAAGUCCCAGAACGAAAGGUCCUCAGUAUCCUGGGCCGGCUGAAGCAGCAGAACUAUGCUCCCAACCUGCAGAGCCCCUAUGGCCAAGUGCCCUGCAUCCCGCUCUGCCCACGGUUGGACAAGAAGAUGGUCCGUAGGAAGCCGACCACCCACCACAUGCUAGAUGAGUGUGUACCCUCCGGCCUGGAUCCUGACAUCCAUAGCCCCUUCUUCCAGACAGGAUCUCAAGGAAACAGGGAACACAACUCUGACAAAAGAAAGUGGCUCAGCUCUAUGCCGGCUCGAACCCACUGACCCUCUGGAGGCCCGAGUCUGGGCAGGUGCUCAAGGCCUGCAGACAGAUGGGUCACCAGGCAGGAGCUGCUGCUGGAGUUUGCUUUUGUGGCCUGGCAAGCUAAUAAACAACAAUAACUUCA
Molecule: messenger RNA, 2019 nt
Organism: Saimiri boliviensis boliviensis (Bolivian squirrel monkey)
Lineage: Eukaryota; Metazoa; Chordata; Mammalia; Primates; Cebidae
Source: RefSeq, a predicted model, not a curated record